Molecule: messenger RNA, 1102 nt
Organism: Rana temporaria (common frog)
Lineage: Eukaryota; Metazoa; Chordata; Amphibia; Anura; Ranidae
Product: cholesterol 25-hydroxylase-like protein 1, member 1
Exons: 1
Coding region: 193-993 (266 amino acids)
Biological process (GO): sterol biosynthetic process; cholesterol metabolic process
Molecular function (GO): iron ion binding; C-4 methylsterol oxidase activity; steroid hydroxylase activity
Source: RefSeq, a predicted model, not a curated record
CUGUGAAAUGCAUUUGUUUUGCUUCUGUAUUAACUUUUACCUCAGGACUAAUCUGCAAAUAAGCAGUUGCUUUUUGUUACAUAAUAAGAUUGUUCCACAAGAAAGAUUCACAGGAAUAAAAUCCUGUGCCUUGAUCUUUGGAUUAGCAGGAAGAUAAAAUGGCUAGUGAGUGCCGUGAGCUCACAGUGCAGAAUGAAUUCACCUGACUCCAGCGUGCACCAUCUCUUUCUUCAGCCGUUUUGGGAUUAUAUUCUUACUGAGUUUGGCGACAUUGUGAGUUCCCCAUUUUUCCCAGUCUUACUGGCAUUUUCUGGUUAUCUAUGCUUCAGUUUUCCUUUCACUUGUAUUGACUUACUGGGAGAGCGAUGCUCCCUUCUGUAUCAAUACAAAAUUCAGAAGAACAAACGUCCAACAGUAGAGAUGAUGAUUCUUUGCGUCUGGAAGGCUGUAUACAACCAUGUGAUUUAUGUUUUCCCAGCUAUCUUUCUUAAUUGGUUCUGGAUGCCCCAAUGGCCUUUACCAGUGAAUGCUCCAACUGUAUGUACUCUCCUUGUAGAGGUGUUGGGAUGCCUGCUUCUGUUUGACUUUCAAUAUUUUAUAUGGCAUGUCUUGCACCAUAAGAACCUUUGGUUAUACAAGAAAGUUCAUGCUGUUCACCACAAAUAUGUUGCCCCAUUUUCAUUGUCAAGUCAGAAUCUUAGUGGCUACGAGCUUUUGACUGUUGGCUUUUGGAGUAGCCUGAAUCCCAUCAGCUUAGGCUGUCACCCUCUGACGUCAUGGACAUGUAACCUCUUAAGCAUUUGGAUGUCUGUAGAUGACCAUACGGGCUACAAUUUCCCUUGGUCUCUUUCCCAGAUUGUGCCCUAUGGUUUAUAUGGAGGGGUGUUGGCUCAUGACCUGCAUCAUCAGAGACCAGACACUAACUUUGCCCCAUUUUUUGGACAUUGGGACCUAAUUUGUGGAACUACUGGUUCUAUGAUAGGAAGUGUUUAAUGUGCAAAUGUGAUUUUUAAAGGAUACUUUUCGCAAUGUAUACUGCCAGACUGAAAAAAAGCUGAACAUGAGAUAUUUUAACCCACUGGAAAGAACAGGUGUAAAGUUC